AUGGUUGCUCUCGACUGUGUAUCAGUAAAGGUCCCGUGGUUCAAUGGUGUCACGCUUGACAAAAGGCCCUGGAUGAAGCUGGAGCAUCGACAUCUGCUGCCUGCGGCAUCUACUUGCGCGUGUUUGAAUGCCUCAGCCGCUGAUCCAAAGGUGCCAUGGCUGCACGACCCGCUCUAA
Messenger RNA from Trichoderma reesei QM6a, 177 nucleotides. RefSeq lists its product as uncharacterized. The record is from RefSeq and is a predicted model, not a curated record. The coding region runs from base 1 to 177 and encodes 58 amino acids. Lineage: Eukaryota; Fungi; Ascomycota; Sordariomycetes; Hypocreales; Hypocreaceae. The transcript has 2 exons.